Molecule: messenger RNA, 3479 nt
Organism: Stegodyphus dumicola
Lineage: Eukaryota; Metazoa; Arthropoda; Arachnida; Araneae; Eresidae
Product: zinc finger protein 85-like
Source: RefSeq, a predicted model, not a curated record
CUACUUUGUGUGUCUGUGUUUUCUUGCAGCCGGUAAACAUACUGUUGACGAUAUCUAUGACACCUACUUAAAAAAACUGAAGUACGUGCAUAUUGAAAAUAGUGUAUUAUAACAUGGGCAACUGCUUGAAAAUCAUUUAAUAGUUAUGAACUGAAUGAACAGAGCUUGUGUAGACUUAAUAUGAAGAAGUAACGUAAAAUUAAUGAGCGCUAUGGAACACUUGCUAUUAUCGUCAAAAUUUCACAUAGGCUAGCUCAUAUACUAAAUCACUGCAUAAAUGCAUGUAUAAAAACUGUAAAUAUACUCAGGCAAUAGUUCGUAUUUGUGAAAAGUAUGGAAGUUUUCUUUAAGGUCGAAGUGAACUUUUCAUAUUUUAACAAAAAUUGGCCUGUAUAGGAAAGGAAAAUCUAUUAAGUGUGAAAUAUCUAAAAUUAAAUUUGGAUAAAUUUUUUAAUUUCACCAACUCCAUUUGAACUCAUGUGGGACACAUGUAAUUGUGUCAUAUAUAACACGUUACAUCAAAUAAGCCUGUUUAUAGACCUUCUUAAUGCAAACAUAAAACCUUAUGUGAGUGAAAUAUGUAGUGGCUCAUAAAAAAGGAAAGUUGAAAAUUCCAUAUACUUACUCAUACAGAUAUGUGUGUGCUAAGUAACAUGUCAUUUAGAAAGAAAGCAACUUGAAUGUGCAUAUACUUUUUCACUCAAUAAAGAAAUCUUAUAUCUGUGGCAUAUGUGAUAAGGGGGGAUGUUUCCCUAACCAACACUUAGCAAAAUUUCGGAUUUGUUUACAUCAGAAGAGAGUGUACAUGUAACAAAUGCUUACUAAUGCAGACAACAAACAAAAUAGUUACAACUCACUGAGAAAAAAAAAAAAAAAAAGAGUAAACUUUUAUCUCCUCUUUUAAGCUUCUUCACAUGUAUAUCCUUUGCAUAUAGCAUAAUUAUCAUUUGUAUAGCAAGUCAUUUAGAAGAAAGGAUACUUAUGACAAAUACUUGAUGAAAAAACUUUAUGUGUAUGCUUCUGCGAUAUGCAUAUCUACUUUAAAUGUUUGAAGACAUAUGCAUAUUCAAAAUAGAAUAAAAGUGAUUAAAAAGUGUUAUUUUGACACAGAAGAGAAAUGACAUGUAUCUAUGAAAUUAUUUAGAAAAAACAGUAAUUUAAACAUGCAUAUGCUUAUCGACAACGAAGAAAAAUCUUUUGUAUCUGAGGUACAUAAGGAGUCAUUCAACACAUUAGUGUUUUAAACAGUGUCCGAGAGAAAUCUGGCGUGUGUGAAAUAUGCAACAAAUCAUACAGCCGAAAGCGUGAUUUAAAGAGGCAUGUGCUUAUUCACACAGGACAGAAACCUCAUGUGUGCGAGGUGUGUAAUAAGUCAUUUAUAGAAAAGGAUAAAUUAAAUAUGCAUAUGCUUGUUCAUACAGGAGAAAAACCUCAUGUAUGUGACAUCUGUUUCAAAUCAUUUAGAAUGAAGUGUUUUUUAAAUACACAUAUGUUUAUUCACACAGGAGAAAGGCCUCAUGUGUGUGAGAUAUGUAACAAAUCAUUUAAACUAAAGCAUACUCUAAAUAGCCAUUUAUUUUUUCACACAGGAGAAAAACCUUACAUGUGUGAGAUUUGUAAUAAGUCAUUCAGAGGAAAGAGUAAAUUAAACAUUCAUAUGCUUAUCCACACAGAAGAAAAACCCCAUGUGUGUGAGGUAUGCAAUAAGUCAUUUAGAGAAAAAAGUAAAUUAAACUUGCACAUGCUUCUUCACACUGGAGAAAAACCUCAUGUGUGUGAUGUCUGUUAUAAAUCAUUUAGACUAAAGCCUACUUUAGAUAAACAUAUGCUUCUUCACACAGGAGAAAAACCUUAUUUGUGUGAGGUGUGUAAUAAAUCAUUUAGAGAAAAGGGUACCUUAAAGAGCCAUGUACUUAUUCAUACCGGAGAGAAGCCUCAUAUGUGUGAGAUAUGUAAUAAAUCAUUUGCAUACAAAUAUGCUUUAAAUAGUCAUUUGCGUAUUCACAUAGGAAAGAAAUCUUAUGUGUGUGAGGUAUGUGACAAGUCUUUUAGAGCAAGAAGUGAUUUAAAUAGGCAUAGGUUUAUUCACAUUGAAGAGAAACCUUAUGUAUGUGAGAUAUGUAACAAAUCAUAUGGACAAAAGAGUGAAUUGAAGAAGCAUAUUUAUACCCACACAGGAGAGAGACCUUGUGUGUGUAAGGUAUGUAAUAAGUCAUUCCGACGAAAGAGUACUUUAAAUAGCCAUAUGCUUAUGCACACAGGAGAGAGACCUCAUGUGUGUGAAAUAUGUAACAAAUCAUAUAGACGAAAGCGGGAUUUAAACAACCAUGUUCAUCAUCACACAGGAGAGAAACAUUAUGGGUCAGGUAUGUAAUGAAUAAUUUGGUCAAAAGUCUAACUGGAAGGCACAGUGCAUUCCCAUACAUAAAAAAAGCUGGUACACUUCCAUUUUCAGACUGUAACAAAUCAUCAGUAAUGCUGAAAAUGAUUAUGGUAAUCCUAUUGCAAGGAAGUGGGCAUAAUAGUAAACAACUGUUUAAGAAUAUCAUUUUAAUUUAGAUGAAAGGUUAACCUCAUAUACAACAUUUUUUUAGUGCAAUCCAUAAAAAGUAUUAAAAUGGCUAAGCAUAACUGAAAUUAAACAUGAGGGAUAAAAAAUUUUCUCUCUUGUGGAGAAAAAUUCCAUUUAUUUUGUGUGUAAACGUCUCCACAUCAGUUUGAAAAAAUACGAACUCAGAUACUGUCAAGCAGUGCCGUGAUUGUGUUUAUUGUGUUAUUUAGGACAACCCUACAGUUGUUCUACUGUUUGUGCAUGACAUCCACUUUAGGGGUCCACAAAUUUCACUUUAGGUUAACAGUAAAAUAUUCAAAGCCAGCAUUUUGUAAUUUAUCUGACUUAUAUGCUUUUUAUCAUUCAGUAUAAAUAAUGCUUGCUUUUAUGAUAGUUAUCUUUAUCAUUUUCAUUAAAGUUUCUGCCAAUCACAGUUUGGAACAGCAACAAAAACAAAACAACGUUCAGUUGAUUCUCUGCACAAUCCACCAAAAACUCAUCGUGGCUAAAGAACAUGCUCGGUGUUGUUCUUUCUUCAAUGAAAAAGCUUCCGUCUUCUUUAAUAAUUUUGUCACCUGUGCCAGUUAUGAACAUAGGCCGAGAAAUUAAAUGUGACUCACACCUCAUGCCUGUUAACUUCCAAUCUAGUGUUAUACUGUAGUUCAUAAAAUUCAAUAGAUAUCAUCGCUUGACUCUAAAAUUAGAUGAACCUAAUGUCUGUAAAGUUUUUUUAAUCCUUAAAACCAAUUUUGUGUUUUUAAUUCUUUCUUAUUACAGGAGUCUUUCUUGUAGUGCCAUUUUGCUGUUAAGUCAUCAAUAAAACACAGAUUCACUUCUUGUUCUUCGAGCAUAUCAUAAAUGAUGCCUUUUUGAAAAAAUUCUGUUGCAGACUUUUCAGUCUUGGGCAAUAAAAAAAUUGUUAGAUCCA